Molecule: messenger RNA, 3860 nt
Organism: Hippocampus zosterae (dwarf seahorse)
Lineage: Eukaryota; Metazoa; Chordata; Actinopteri; Syngnathiformes; Syngnathidae
Gene: kat2b
Product: K(lysine) acetyltransferase 2B
Exons: 18
Coding region: 215-2596 (793 amino acids)
Biological process (GO): positive regulation of transcription by RNA polymerase II; chromatin remodeling
Cellular component (GO): nucleus; histone acetyltransferase complex
Molecular function (GO): histone H3 acetyltransferase activity; protein binding
Source: RefSeq, a predicted model, not a curated record
UCGACCUGGAAAAGAAUGACGAGCGCCAUGUCUGAUCCUCCGCUGGCGGACUAGCGCCGACGGCGGCGAGAGACGCACUCGGUCUCCGGCGGAAGACCACCGCCACCAGCGGUGCUCUUGCUGGUGCACCGCGGGGGGGCAGGAGAGGGCGGACGAGGCGGGAGGGGGGUCGCUCCCCCUCCGUCGGGGUCGGCCUUCGCCGCCGAGAGGCACCAUGGCCGACAGCGCGGGGAUUCAGCAGGGCUCGCCGGCCAUCGGUGCCGCGGGCUCGGCUCCGGCCGCCCCGGGCCUCGGAGGGGCUGAGGGCUCUGGCGCCGCCGGAGGCUCCGCGCGCAUCAGCGUCAAGAAGGCGCAGCUCCGCUCUUCGCCUCGACACAAGAAGCUAGAGAAGCUCGGCGUAUAUUCGUCCUGCAAGGCAGAGGGCGCGUGCAAGUGCAACGGCUGGAAGAGUCAAAACCCGCCGGCCACGCCACCGCGCAGCGAGCAGCAGCCCGUCGUCGGCGACCUGCGCCAACUUUGCCGCAGCUGCUCGCACGCUUUGGGGGAUCACGUGAGCCACCUGGAGCGCGUCCCCGAGGACGAGAUCAAUCGUUUGCUGGGCAUGGUGCUGGAUGUGGAGUACUUGUACACGUGUGUGCACAAGGAGGAGGACGCGGACACCAAGCAAGUGUACUUCUCCCUCUUCAAACUGCUGAGAAAAUGCAUCCUUCAGAUGGGCAAGCCCACACUAGAAGCACAGGAGAGCCCGCCCUUCGAGAGACCCAGCAUCGAACAGGGCGUCAACAACUUUGUCCAGUACAAAUUCAGCCACCUGCCGUCCAAAGAGCACCAGACCAUUGUGGAGCUGGCCAAGAUGUUCCUGAACCAGAUCAACUACUGGCAGCUGGAGACGCCGUCGCAGAGGCGGCAGAGACUCCCCAACGAUGACACGGCCGGAUACAAGGCCGACUACACCAGGUGGCUGUGCUACUGCAACGUGCCUCAGUUCUGCGACAGCCUGCCGCGCUACGAGACCACACGGAUCUUCGGCCGCACGUUGCUGCGCUCCGUCUUCACCGUCAUGCGUAAGCAGCUGCUGGAACAGGCCAGGCAGGAGAAAGACAAGCUGCCGCCCGAGAAGAGAACGCUCAUACUCACGCACUUUCCCAAGUUCUUGUCCAUGCUGGAGGAGGAAGUCUACAGCCACAGCUCCCCCAUUUGGAACCAAGACUUCUUGGUAGGGGGUUCCGGGGGUCAAAUUCCCAUCCAUACAGUUAUCAGUGCGCCCCCCGUGGCCAGGCCCUUGUACUACACCAUCAGCCCGGCAUCAUCCGCGGACCUCUCGAGCGGAGCCGUCAGUCCGGCCAGGAAAACAUCAACAGUUCUCGAGCCAAAUCCGGCAGCGGGCGAGAAGCGCAAGCCCUCGGAGCCCCUCCCACAAGAGGAGAACAAGAGGCCCAGGGUGGUGGGUGACAUCCCCAUGGAGCUCAUCAGUGAGGUGAUGGCCACCAUCGCAGACCCCGCCACUGUCCCAGAGACCAGCCUGCUGUCGGCCCACUCGGCGCGCGACGAGGCGGCCCGCCUGGAGGAGCGCCGAGGCGUGAUCGAGUUCCACGUCAUCGGCAACUCCUUGAACCAGAAGCCCAACAAGAGGAUCCUUAUGUGGCUGGUGGGCCUGCAGAACGUCUUCUCGCACCAGCUGCCUCGCAUGCCCAAGGAGUACAUCACGCGUCUCGUCUUUGACACGAAGCACAAGACGCUGUCGCUCAUUAAGGACGGCCGCGUCAUCGGCGGAAUCUGUUUCCGGAUGUUUCCUUCUCAAGGCUUCACUGAAAUCGUUUUCUGCGCCGUCACCUCCAACGAGCAGGUCAAGGGGUACGGCACCCACCUGAUGAACCACCUGAAGGAGUAUCACAUCAAGCACCACGUCCUCAACUUCCUCACCUACGCCGACGAAUACGCCAUCGGCUACUUCAAGAAGCAGGGUUUCUCCAAGGAUAUCAAGGUGCCCAAGGCAAAGUACGUGGGCUACAUCAAGGACUACGAGGGAGCCACGCUCAUGGGCUGCGAGCUCAACCCCAGCAUUCCUUACACCGAGUUCUCCGUCAUCAUCAAGAAACAAAAAGAGAUCAUCAAGAAGCUGAUCGAGAGGAAGCAGGGCCAAAUCCGCAAAGUCUACCCGGGCCUUUCGUGCUUCAAGGACGGCGUGAGGCAGAUUCCCAUCGAGAGCAUCCCCGGCAUCCGUGAAACCGGCUGGAAGCCGCUGGCCAAAGGGAAGGACGUAAAGGACCCCGAACAGCUGUACGGCGCGCUCAAGAACAUCCUGCAGCACGUCAAGAGUCACCAGAACGCUUGGCCCUUCAUGGAACCCGUGAAGAAAACGGAGGCGCCGGGCUACUACCAAGUCAUCCGCUUCCCCAUGGACCUUAAGACAAUGAGCGAGCGUCUAAAGAGUCGCUACUACACCACGCGCAAGCUCUUCAUGGCCGACAUGCAGCGCGUCUUCACCAACUGCCGCGAGUACAACCCGCCCGAGAGCGAGUACUACAAGUGCGCCAACCUACUCGAGAAGUUCUUCUACACCAAGAUCAAGGAGGCCGGCCUCAUCGACAAGUAGCUUCCGUCUUCCGUCACCGUCCGGUUAAAAACGCAGCGGCAGCCGAGCCCCACCCCCUAACCCCUUUUGCUCUACAUGUAUGAAAAUUGUACCGUAUUUUCCACACUAAAAGGCGCAAUUUUUUUUCAUAUAUUGGACGCACUGGAAUUGUAAGGCACAAUCUACAAUGCAUCCACUAGAUGUAGCUACGCGUUUAUGACCGCCUCUGAAAAAUGUAAAUUAACGUUUACUUCAAUGAAACUACGGAAAUUGAAAAUAAUGCAUCAAAACAGAAAAUCAAGCGAGGAACUCACAAAAUAAAUUCUGUAGCCCCCCCCCCCCUCCCUUGGCAUUUCCUAAAGUGUAGCUCCAACAGAACGAGCAGCUGUCAGUAACAUGUCAGAGACUGGACUGUCUCAGAAGUGUUUGUUAUUUAUUCCUUUGUUGUGUAUUCACAAACGAGGAAAUCACAAAAAAAAUCUGUAGGGGGGGCUACAGAAUUUAUUUUGUGAUUUCUUCACUUGAUUGUCUCUUUUGAUGCAUUAUUGUCAAUUUUCGUAGUUUCAUUGAAGGAAUCGUUAAUUUACGUUUUUCCGGGGCGGUCGUGAACGCCUCUCGAGUCGAACGAAAGAAGAGAAGGCACGGAUACGGACAAAGACGUAACCGUAUUUGUUGAGACUGAAAACCAUUAAUAAAGUGUGCGUUUUUAAAAAAACAACACCACAGCUCUCAUUUUUUCCGAGCUGCAACAAAAACGUAUUCAAUAAAGCGACACAGUUCGCUGAACCAACAGCAAGUUAUAACAUUGGAAGCAUGUCUCCGGCAGGGAGCCAUCUUGGGGUCGACGUAUUACCGCAAUGACCAUACACAAGGCGCACCGGCUUUUAAGGUGCGCUGUGAGCGUUUAAGAAAAUAGAAGACUUUUCGGUGCGCCUUAUAGUGCGGAAAAUACGGUACAUAGAGUGGAUUUUCUUUCAUGUAGGGCAGCCGCGUGACUAUCAAAAAUUGCACUUUUUAUUCUCUUAGCCCAAGCAUUUUCCUUUCCAGACUUUUGACUGCUGUUUAACUAAUUCAACUAAGUCUUAAUUUAUUUUCUCUCAUGGUAAAUAUAUAUUUGUGCUGCGGAUAGAGAUUGAUAACUUUAUACUUUGUGCAAUACUGUGUAGCUUUUCUGUUUUGUAUAAAGGUUAAAAAAAUGGAAGAGGUGAUCUUUGGACAGUUGGUUUUAACGACACAGUAUUAGCCGCUUUUAUAGAUGGAAUAAAAUGGAAAGGCGUGUUCUAAA